AUGACCGAGACCACCAAGACCCACGUUAUCUUGCUGGCCUGCGGCAGCUUUAACCCCAUCACCAAAGGGCACAUUCAGAUGUUCGAAAGAGCCAGAGAUUAUCUGCACAAAACCGGGAGGUUUAUUGUGAUUGGCGGGAUUGUCUCUCCUGUCCACGACUCCUACGGAAAACAGGGCCUUGUGUCGAGUCGGCAUCGUCUCAUCAUGUGUCAGCUGGCCGUCCAGAACUCCGACUGGAUCAGGGUGGACCCGUGGGAGUGCUAUCAGGACACCUGGCAGACGACCUGCAGCGUGUUGGAACACCAUCGCGACCUCAUGAAGCGGGUGACUGGCUGCAUCCUCUCCAACGUCAACACCCCCUCCAUGACACCCGUGAUCGGACAGCCCCAGAACGAGAACACCCAGCCCAUUUACCAGAACGGCAAUGUGCCCGCCAAGCCCACUGCAGCCAAGAUCUUGGGGAAGGUGGGAGAGAGCCUAAGCCGGAUCUGCUGCGUCCGCCCGCCCGUGGAGCGCUUCACCUUUGUGGAUGAGAAUGCCAACCUGGGCACGGUGAUGCGGUACGAGGAGAUUGAGCUGCGGAUCUUGCUGCUGUGUGGCAGUGACCUGCUCGAGUCCUUCUGCAUCCCAGGACUCUGGAACGAGGCAGAUAUGGAGGUGAUUGUUGGGGACUUUGGGAUUGUAGUGGUACCCCGGGACGCAGCUGACACAGACCGAAUCAUGAAUCACUCCUCAAUACUCCGCAAAUACAAAAACAACAUCAUGGUGGUGAAGGAUGACAUCAACCAUCCCAUGUCUGUUGUCAGCUCAACCAAGAGCAGGCUGGCCCUGCAGCAUGGGGACGGCCACGUCGUGGAUUACCUGUCCCAGCCCGUCAUCGACUACAUCCUCAAGAGCCAGCUGUACAUCAAUGCCUCGGGCUAGCGGCCAUACAGCCCUCCGCUGCACUCUCCCCACGUCCUCCGCCAACACACU
Molecule: messenger RNA, 975 nt
Organism: Eptesicus fuscus (big brown bat)
Lineage: Eukaryota; Metazoa; Chordata; Mammalia; Chiroptera; Vespertilionidae
Gene: NMNAT2
Product: nicotinamide nucleotide adenylyltransferase 2
Exons: 11
Coding region: 1-924 (307 amino acids)
Biological process (GO): NAD+ biosynthetic process
Cellular component (GO): Golgi apparatus
Molecular function (GO): nicotinamide-nucleotide adenylyltransferase activity; nicotinate-nucleotide adenylyltransferase activity
Source: RefSeq, a predicted model, not a curated record